This is a messenger RNA of Eupeodes corollae, 706 nucleotides long. Its product is annotated as G8 domain-containing protein DDB_G0286311-like. The coding region runs from base 236 to 706 and encodes 156 amino acids. NCBI's taxonomy places the organism in Eukaryota, Metazoa, Arthropoda, Insecta, Diptera, Syrphidae. The record is from RefSeq and is a predicted model, not a curated record. The transcript has a single exon.
CAAUGUUUGAUAGUAAUUAUUAUUUAAUUUGUCUGCAUCGAGUUGAAGUUCUUUAAAAUUGUUUCCGCAGGUUUUAUCGGUUAGUAUUCAGUAGUUGAUGGUUCCAUCAACAAAUAGUGCGACAUGAAGAUUCUCCUAUAGAAGAAAAGAAAAAAUACUCAAAAAAUCGGUUUAGGAAAAGUUCCUAUCUACAAAACUUAAAUACCCACUAUAGUGUUAGUUAGAAAAGUUUAUAAUGUUGAUUGGAGAUUUUUGUUUGAAAAUAUAUUUGUGGCCAUAUUUGUCCUAUUUAGCGAACCUUAAGGGUCUUUGUUCAUCGUACUAUGCUAAUAAUCCGGCAUUAUUUCCAAUAAUAACUCUGCCUCCAGGCGUAACUCUUGCACCGACAGUACCAACUUUUCAACCAACUCCAGCAACUCAGCCAACUGUUCCAACAGUUCGACCAACUCUUCCUACAACUUUGACACCAACCACGAUUCCAACAACAAUACCAACAACCGCUACAACAUUGCCAGCAAAUUGUCCAGCUUUUCCAGUAGUUUGUCUCCCAGGAGGAAUUCGGCCUAAUCCUAAUUGUCCCUGCAUAGAUCCAAGAUUUAAUAAUGCUGUUAAACGGCAAGCUGGACCAGUCGGAUCGGAAAUGAUGGUGUUCUCAUCUUUAAAUAACCGUCGCAAACGGAAAAGAAGAAGUGUUUUUAAAAAUUAA